Messenger RNA from Triplophysa dalaica, 1369 nucleotides. Its product is annotated as RIMS-binding protein 2-like. Bases 443 to 1072 code for a protein of 209 amino acids. NCBI's taxonomy places the organism in Eukaryota, Metazoa, Chordata, Actinopteri, Cypriniformes, Nemacheilidae. The record is from RefSeq and is a predicted model, not a curated record. The transcript has 7 exons. Gene Ontology annotation, molecular function: protein binding. Gene Ontology annotation, biological process: neuromuscular synaptic transmission.
UAACGGGGUGACACUAGUAGAUCAGAGGUCUUCACAAGAACAAAUGCGACAUGGGAGUGGAUCCAAUACCUUUUAUUGGGCAACUCUCCUGGAAGAACACGCCCACGGCAUGGCAAAAGAAAUGACUCACUCACCCACGCGGGCUACGACGAGCGAUACGAAGUACCACUUAUCAAGAUUGGCUGCGCUGUGUCAAGAUUGGCUGCACUGUGGGCAUGCAGUUGCAGCUGGUUACUCUUCCGAUAUGAGAGAAGUACUGGUGUGUUAGUUUGUUCACUGCAUUUCAGUAACGGAUGUUAUAUAAAGGGUGGAUAUAACGCUUGAUUUGGAGAUUGUUUGAGACUGAAAGAUGUCAUGCUAAAACAUGCCAGACAUGAAGUUCACGGGAGAGUAACCACCUGUCUGCUACCUGAGAGGACAUCAGCAGGACCUCGGACACUUGAUGGCAUUGAGGACUGGAAUGUUUGGGGUGGAUGUGUAUCUGUAUCCAGAUGGUCUGAGGGUCGCUACACCAGAAGAAAUAGAGAGGUGGGCAUUUGAGAGGGAAAUGUACGAUCAGAAUGUACGUCUCUUUGUGGCUCUUUUCUCCUACAAUCCAGCCAUGAUGUCACCAAACCCUGAUACAAUGGAAGAGGAGCUGCCGUUCGAACAAGGACAGGUUAUUAAAAUCUAUGGAGAUAAAGAUGCUGAUGGUUUCUACAGUGGGGAGUCGGGUGGUCACUUUGGUUUUGUGCCAAGCAACAUGGUAUCUGAGAUUCCUGUGGAGGAUGAAGAGCUUAAACAGUAUCUGUUACAGCAGGGCUAUUUACAAGAGGAGACAGAUUCUCUAGAAACUAGUGAAUCUUCUUGUGUAACAGACAGUUUAAAGGUCCACAGGAUGGUGGCCAUCUUUGAUUAUGAUCCUUGGGAAAGUUCUCCAAAUAUGGACUUCGAGGCUGAGCUUCCCUUCCGUGCAGGCGAUAUAAUAUAUGUUUUCGGAGAAAUGGACAGAGAUGGAUUUUACUGUGGAGAUCUACAUGGCUAUCAAGGCCUCGUGCCAUCAAAUUUUUUGCAGCCAUUGCCAUGGGAUUAAUGAAAAUGAAUAAUCAAAAAUUAUCAACAGUCUAAUGACCUGAGAUUGUGAUUAUAAUCCGUACGCAAAGAAAAAUAAUUUUCCUUUAUAUGUUAAAUAAUGUAGUAUAUAUUUGUAUAUAUAUAUAUAAAAUAAUACAUUGUUAAUAUAUUACAGUAUUAUAAUAUAUUACAAUAGGCCUAUUUGAAAUUGUUGCUUUUAAAAUAUUAAAAGUGCAAGCUUGGUUCCGAUAUAAAUAAUAUGGAAAUGUUAUUAUACUUAUUAUAUUUCCAUAAAUUUGGUUUCGUAAGGGAACAC